CCUCACUCUCCUUCAAGUAGACUCGACUCCCCAUUAUUGUCUUCUCAACUUCAUACUCUUGCGAUUUAGAGAUUUAGAAAUCCACCACACCAAGUUCAACUCUAACAUGUCUUUGGGACGCACCUACAAGCUCAACUCGGGAUACGAGAUCCCCGCCGUUGGUCUGGGCACAUGGCUCUCCCAGCCCCAUGAGGUCGAGGAUGCCGUCGAAGCCGCCCUGCGCGGGGGAUAUCGCCACAUCGAUGCCGCCGCCAUCUACCGCAACGAAUCCGAGGUUGGAAACGGCUGGAAGAAGUCGGGAGUUCCGCGUAGUGAGAUCUUUAUCACCAGCAAGCUAUGGAACACCCACCACCAUCCCGAGAACGUGGAAGAGGCCGUCAACAAGACUCUCAAAGAACUGCAGACGGACUACCUCGAUCUGUACUUGAUCCACUGGCCCGUCGCGUUUGAGUACAGGAACACCUUCGAGCCACCCCUAGACCCGGUCACCAAGCGCUUCCAGCUCGCGGAUGUGCCCGUUUCCGAGACGUGGAAAGCCUUGGAAAAGCUCGUCGAUGCCGGCAAGGUUCGGAGCAUUGGUGUGAGCAACUUCACCGUCGAGAAGAUCAACGAGCUGCUCAAGACCGCGAGGAUCCCUCCCGCGGCGAACCAGAUCGAGGCGCAUCCCUACUUGCUACAGCCGAAGCUUACUCAAUACCUGAAGGACAAGAACAUUCUCCCUGUCGCGUACAGCCCCCUCGGCAACAACAUCUACGAACUCCCACGUGUCGUCGACGACCCGAAGAUCCAGGAAAUCGCCCAGAAGUUGAACAAGGACCCCGCCCAGGUCCUGAUCUCAUGGGCCGUCCAACGUGGCACGGCCGUCCUGCCAAAGAGUGUCACCCCCUCGCGCAUCCAGAGCAACUUCCAAGACUUCAUCCUCUCCGACGCCGAUAUCGAAGCCAUCGACAGUCUGGAUCGCAACACGCGCUACAACUAUCCCUUCCGCUGGGGUAUUGAUAUCUUCGGGGAUCUGGGAGCCGAAGAGGCCGAGCGACGGGCCGAAGAGUUUGCUGUCAAGCUGAGAGAAAGCUCGUAGAUACUAGAUAGUUGCUUUUACGGCUUUCGAUUAUAUAUAGUUGGGGGUUAUAUAUUGAGGGGUCAUUUAUUAUUCAUCAUGGCGGUGCCUCCUGUGCGUAAUUUGGAUACAAACUCUUAAGCAAGAUUGAGAGACGGACAAGGAGGAGGAUGAAGACAAGAAGGGAGACCCCUGUCGUAAUCUGGCUACCCACAUCUGUCGUGGACGAGCAAUGGAUACAUACUGUGGGCUUUGAGAUAGCAUGGUGGUUCUGGUGGUUCUGGUUGUCCUACUGGUCCAAGGGUCUCUGGCACUAGAAUUACAACUUUGGAAACGACAGACAUGAAACGACAGACAAUGGGGUUUGUUACAGUGCCUCAAAGAAUGCUCUCGGAGGAUUGAAGAGGUAGUCAAGGCCUAUGGUCCCUUUGUAUUGGAGGAUAUUCCCGCCUUUCAGGGCUAAGGGAGUGUACCUACUUGUCACUACAUUUGCCUUGCCAUCAAGUUAC
This is a messenger RNA of Aspergillus heteromorphus CBS 117.55, 1566 nucleotides long. RefSeq names its product aldo/keto reductase. Lineage: Eukaryota; Fungi; Ascomycota; Eurotiomycetes; Eurotiales; Aspergillaceae. Gene Ontology annotation, molecular function: aldose reductase (NADPH) activity. Bases 107 to 1078 code for a protein of 323 amino acids. The transcript is spliced from 7 exons. The record is from RefSeq and is a predicted model, not a curated record. Gene Ontology annotation, cellular component: cytosol.